AUGGUCAAGCCCACCAACAUCCAUGUUGUGUUGCAUCUUGCCGUGCCUAAUGGCUGGUCUAUUCGUCAAUUGGAUGUCAACAAUGCCUUUCUUCAUGACACAAUCAGUGACACUGUUUAUAUGUCACAACCCCCGGGUUUUGUUGAUGCCAACCUACCAUCUCAUUUCAUUGCCACAUUGGCUUAUCGGUUCUCUAUCAAAUACUUGGGGUUUCUUCAUUACUUCCUUGGUGUUGAGGUUGUUCCCACCACGACUGGUCUCUUUCUCUCCCAACACUAUUACAUUCGUGAUCUCCUGCUCAAAGCAAAAAUGGACAGUGCUAAGGAGGUCAGCACUCCAUUAUCUCCUUAUGAUAGUCUUGUGCUCAAUGAUGGCUCUCCGCCUACUGAUGCUUCUCGAUUUCGUCAAAUCAUUGGUGGUGGUCUUCAACAUCUCAACCUCACACGCCCUGACAUAUCCUUUGCCUUUGUCCGGGAUCGUGUCAAUAUUGGUCUUCUUAAAGUUUCUCAUGUUUCUACAGUUGACCAGCUUGCCGACGCCCUCACCAAACCACUUCCACGUCUGCAUUUUGAUCUUCUCCGGUCCAAGAUCGGUGUCUCCGAUGGGACCACCAUCUUGCGGGGGCUUAAAAGGGAACCUUCAUCAAAGGAAAUCACCUCAUCAUCAACGCAAUCAUCUGCAAUCUUUCACCAAAGUCAACCUUGA
Molecule: messenger RNA, 705 nt
Organism: Prunus mume (Japanese apricot)
Lineage: Eukaryota; Viridiplantae; Streptophyta; Magnoliopsida; Rosales; Rosaceae
Source: RefSeq, a predicted model, not a curated record